AUGUUAAAGUACAUUGCCCUCUAUUGUUUUAUAAUAACACUACUAAAUCAAAUCAAAACAAAUUAUGCUUUACCAACUGAAUUACAAGAAGAAACCUAUCGAGUUCAAAAUAAUAGUCAUAUUUCAAAACAACUUCGAACUACGAAACUAUGUACGACGAAUAAUGAUUUACGUUUGUAUAUUCCAUAUAGUGCAGUUAAAUUUUUUUGGUCAGGAUUUGGUGUAGCAGAUAGCGAUAAAGUAGCAGCCGAAAUUGCCCGUUCUGUUGCGGAAAAAGAUGGAAAGAAAGGUGUUACACUUGAAAUGCUUCUUGACUUCAGAGAAAAUACGCAUAUUCAAGGAUGUAAAUCGAAUAUAUCGAUGACACCUCAAUGUCAACAAUUUUGGGAGAAUUUAUCUUGUGAAUAUGCAACAAGAGUUACAGGAGAAAUAAGAAUUAUUCUAGGAUCAAAGUUAAAUCCUGAAGAUCGAUGGUUUAAAAUAGAAAAACCUACAUUAGAUUCUCGUCGUAGUAAUGGACAAGAUUUAUGGGGUUUUAAACAAUAUGAAUUAGAACCAGUUUAUUGCAAAGAUAUGGCAACACACGACACUUCGAUUCCUCAAAUAAAAAAUGAAAUUUGUCAAAAAAAUUCUUAA
Molecule: messenger RNA, 636 nt
Organism: Adineta steineri
Lineage: Eukaryota; Metazoa; Rotifera; Eurotatoria; Adinetida; Adinetidae
Source: the annotation of a GenBank genome assembly